AUGUGUUCGGUAACCACUGGACUACAGCAGGUGCCCACUCAGAUCAAUAGAUUCUUUUUCUUUUUUCACUCUCUCUCUCUUUCUCUCUCUCUCUCUCUCUCUCUCACUCUUUAUUUUAUUUUUUGUGGUGGUAAACUGACAUAUGCCUGUCUAUUUAUCUAUCUCUCAUUCAGUUUAUUAUACCCCCCUCUCUCUCUCUCUCUCUCUCUCUCUCUCUUUAUCUAUCUCUCAUUCUGGUCAUUAUAUCCUUCUCUCUUUCUCUGUCUAUCUAUUUAUCUAUCUCUCAUUCUCUUCAUUAUACUCAUCUCUCUCUAUCUAUCUAUUUAUCUAUCUCUCAUUUUGUUCAUUAUACCUCCCCUCUCUCUCUCUCUCUCUCUAUUUAAGUAUCUCUUGUUCUGUUCAUUAUACCCUCCUCUCUCUAUCUAUUCAUCUAUCUCUCAUUCUGUUCAUUAUCUCUCUCUCUCUCUCUCUCUCUCUAUCUAUCUAUCUAUCUAUCUCAUCUUCUCUGUCCCCUGUCUUUUUCUCUUUCCCUCUAUUUCACUCUGUCACUAUCUAUCUAUCUAUCUAUCUAUCUAUCUAUCUAUCUAUCUAUCUCUGUGUGUAUAUAAAACUUCAAUAUUUAUUUUUUAA
Molecule: messenger RNA, 630 nt
Organism: Acanthosepion pharaonis
Lineage: Eukaryota; Metazoa; Mollusca; Cephalopoda; Sepiida; Sepiidae
Source: the annotation of a GenBank genome assembly